Molecule: messenger RNA, 852 nt
Organism: Peronospora matthiolae
Lineage: Eukaryota; Oomycota; Peronosporomycetes; Peronosporales; Peronosporaceae
Source: the annotation of a GenBank genome assembly
AUGACGGCAGACGUGAACGCCGCCGCGGCCGCGUGUCCACACCCGCACAAGGCGCCGGCCAAGGGAUGUCCCGCGCAGAGCAGCAAGAGCAAGAGAAGCAGUGACGGUUCAGGGUCCUCCGACAGCGCAGACGCGGGUCUGAACGCCGAGAUGAUGCGUCUCGCCAGCCACGCCUCGGGCUUUACAGUGCACGGGUCAAGUACGAACGUGCCCGUGCGACUGUCACAAGCACGAGCCGUGUCGUCCAUUCCUAAAGGAGAGAACGUGACGUCGGAGCACCAAUCCGAUACGAACGAGGACAAGUGGGAGUACCCGAGUGAGGCCAUGUACUUCAAAGCCAUGGAGCGGAAGGGCUGGGCGCCCGAUGCCCAGCAGAUGAAGACGAUUGUCGCGAUUCACAAUACUGUGAACGAACAGAGCUGGCGGGAAGUGCUGAAAUGGGAGAGUUUUCACCCCUCAAAAGAGAGUGUCAAGCUGAAGAAGUUCAUGGGCAAGCCGACCGAGCAUAGUCCCAAGGCCAGGAUGAUGAAUGCCUUGGGGUGGUCCGUGCUGCCGUUCGAUCGACACGAUUGGAUCGUCGAUCGAGACGGCAAAGAAGUGCGCUAUGUGAUUGAUUUCUACUCGGGGAAACCUGAGCCGGGCCGCCCGUUGAGUGUCUAUCUUGAUGUGAGGCCGGCACUUGACUCGGUAGAGGGACUUGUGGACCGCGUGCGGUGGCAGUUCCGCGAGAAGAUCCUGCCGCUGCUGCCGUUUCGUGGGGCCGCAUUUGGUGGUGAGGCGGCUGUGAAGAAACCGGAAGGCACGACGGACGAGCAGAGUGGGCGCUCGAAAGUCACGCCCAAGACGGACUAG